Pocillopora damicornis (cauliflower coral) is the source of this 2073-nucleotide messenger RNA. Its product is annotated as adenosine receptor A3-like. Gene Ontology annotation, molecular function: G protein-coupled receptor activity. Lineage: Eukaryota; Metazoa; Cnidaria; Anthozoa; Scleractinia; Pocilloporidae. Gene Ontology annotation, cellular component: membrane. Gene Ontology annotation, biological process: G protein-coupled receptor signaling pathway. The record is from RefSeq and is a predicted model, not a curated record.
ACUGAUAUUAAAGAUCAUGGGCGGGGAGAUUUCGUUCAAACAAAUUGAAACACAGUUACAAUGACAUCGUUUAUUAUCCAUUAGGAGAAAUUCUGAAUUUUAUGGGGCGGUUUAUUUUAAUUAAGGGUAUGGUAAUCUUACAGGCCUUAGUUGGCGGGUAAUCGUGAAAGAACACCAAAUAUUGUUAAUACUGAAUUCCGCGAACAUUGUUAAUAUAUACAUGUCGUGUGAGGAAGUUUUGUCAGAAUUCGCCCAUAUGACUGAUUUGUUGUCUUGACAUCACCUUAGCUAUGCAAAUUUAAACUGGAUCAUUGGGUGAGGUCAUUCAACUAAUUUUUGUUUAAAAAGGCAAGACGUUAACUGAAUUGUUGCAACAGGCAGCGAUAACAUGAAGAUCUCGUCUUGCGAAGCGGUCCUACAGUACGUCCCAGCACUUUCCGAAUUUGCAGAUCUUCGCUUGACUUUCGUGGUUAAUUUGGUGCUUAAUGUUUUUCUUUGUCAUGCAGCGGUAGCGUUAAACCUGCUCACGAUCCACGCAAUACGAAAAACCUGGUCGUUGCCAAAAACGUUGAAAAUAUUGCUCUUAAGUCUUGCUGUUUCUGAUGUUGGAGUCGGUUUAGUGGUCCAUCCAUUUUACAUUUCUCUUCUCGUGAAGUGGCUACACUAUAGCAAACCCAGCUGUUUUACCUACAAGAUAUUUUUCAUGAUCAUGUCUCUGUUUGCAUUGGCGUCGUUUUUUGGUGUUGUUCUUUUAAGCGUGGACAGAUUUAUGGCGAUUCAGUUUCACCUUAGAUACAGGGAAAUCGUAACUCACAGGCGUGUUGCUGCUGUGGUGAUCACCGUUUGGGUUUUCAGUGCUUCGCUGUCUUUGACACCAGCAUGGUUCCCGAGCGAAAGUUCUCUUAUUAUAUUCUUUGUUGGAACCAUUUGCCUUAUGUUUACUACUUUGGUCUACUGCAAGAUUUUUGUGGUUUUACGACGCCAUAAAAACCAGAUUAGAGGCCUUCAGUUGCAGCAAGCAGCACCGAACAGUGAAAUGAGAAACUUAACUAGUCUUUCAAAAUCAGCAGUCAAUUUAUUCUACGUUUAUGUUGUGUUUAUGGUGUGCUAUUUGCCAAGAGGAGGCAGUUUAAUUGGAACUGCAAUUUUAGAGCGGAGUACUAUGAUAAAGGGUUUUCUUCUUUGUUCGUGGACUCUGGUGUUUCUUAAUUCGUCUUUGAAUCCGGUAAUCUACUGUUUAAAGAUGAGACACUUUCGACAUGCUGUCAGAGACAUCUUGAGGAACAUGCGUUUUCGCAGAAAUCGCUCCCAAAGCGAACGUAGAACUUUUUCUGAUUUCCGCGGUGAGGACGUGACUCGCUUUCCAACCGGUUUAUGAACGCCCGAUUCGGCAAUUGAGCGUGAAGUGCAAAUGGUUGAGUGAAAGAGUCGGUUUAUUCAAAAUCGGGGAAACUUUCAACGAGAACAAGGAGCUGUUGCUUAAGUCGAUGUUUUUCAGAAUCGAAACACUUGGGAAACCGUUUUGGCAAUUGAAGUAUGAUUCACUUCCAUUAUAAUUAUAAUUUGAUUGAUCAAAUGUCGACAAGUAUACUGUGGUCAUAAUAAUGAGAUUUACUGCGAUAUUUCAGUAAAUUUACGACUUUUGGUGGUAUGUGAAUUAAUUGACCUUAUUUUCUUUCGGAUUUGUGAGGGGUGAGAGCAAACUACUGACUAGCAACUACAGCGCGAUAGAAGCGAACACCUGGUAGCAAAUUAUUUCUAUUUUUCUAUAAUUUUGAUGAAGAUAUAAUCUGACUAAAAGUACUAACCCUUACCCCAACCUUUUUUCCUAGUCGAUGUUUGGCUCGUAAGAGCAGAUCCAACUCUUAGGAAGCUAUGAUGAAGUAGAAUAUUUCAGUCCGAAUGCGAUUUAGCCUGACCCAAGCGGCAUAUUUUAUUUUAUCUAGUUUUUUGCCUAUAUCCUUAUAGACCUGUCGACCAGUUUUUUAAUCCUCGAAUACAUUUUAAUUCUAAUUGUGGUACUUUCAGGAUCGAUGGCCUCUAGUUCAUUGGUUGAAUUACUGUUAUGUGUUA